AUGCCUCCAGUGCCGCCCGGGCUGCCUGUGGCAUACAGCCAGCUGAUCGCGCCGCAGCUCAGGCAGGUCCUGGCAGCAUGCGGUCUCCCGCACACCGGCAGGCGACAGGAGCUGCUUGACCGUCUGGCCGACACUCGUGCUUCCUGGCGGGCAGAUACCCAAGCGCCGCGUGUCCUCAGCAUCGACCUUGGCCUGCGCAACUUUGGCUUCGCCCUCAUGAGCCCGGUCGACGCUGGCACGUCUCAGAUACCUCCACGCAAAGCACAGCAGCCCGCAUUCCAUCGGCAGCCUGUUCCCAUCCAUUUGCAUGCGUGGGAACGGCUCGAGCUGGUCGCCUCGGACGCGGACACUGCGUGCUUCGCUCCGGACAGGAUGGCUGCUAUGACCUGGGACCUGCUCCAGAACCGCCUCUUACCCAUGGAACCGACACACAUUGUGAUGGAGCGCCAACGCUCGCGCACCCUCUCCGGCCCCAAGGUCCAGGAAUGGACCCUGCGCGUCAAUGUCCUCGAAGCCAUGCUGCACGCCAUGCUCAAAGUCCUUAUAACCGCUGGCAAGUGGCAGGGAGCCAUCAUGUCGGUACCGCCCGGCCGUGCCACUCAGUUCUGGCUGGGAUCUGUUGAGGAGGACUCCGAGGCUCUAGCGGAAUGGAAACACCACAAGGACGAGAAGGAAGCAGGCAAAAAGGAGAGGUAUUACAAGAAAAUGGAAAGGCUAGCCCGUCAAACAAAGGGCAGGGCAGCCGCUGCGGGAAUGUCAAGAGAGGAUUUCCCCGCCUUCACACCCGAACCUGACUCCAAGACCGACAUAAAGGCCAAGAGAAUGUAUCUUGUCAAAGAAUGGCUGAAGCGACCGGCCAUCAUUCAACCAGAGACGCCCGCAGUACGCAAAGUGCAGGACGCAUUUAUCACAACGAGCCAGCUGCUGCAACCAGGAAGAGCAGGAAGAGCUCGGGUCAAAAAGACGGUCGACAAGCAACAGGACGACUUUACCAAGCUUGAUGACCUUGCAGAUUGUCUGUGUCAAGGCAUGGCGUGGCUAGUCUGGCAGCACAACCGGUCCAUCUUUGCGCAGAGCGACGCCUCGCCGCUUGCUUCCAAGCCAACUGAUGCCACUGAUGAAUCUGAACACGAAUUGGCGUGUAAAGAACUGGCAGAGCAGCAGGCGAAGGAUGAGCGUAAGACAGCGAAGAGGACGAGGGGGAUAAAAGCAGCCGCCGAAAGCGGCGUAACACCAGUUGGUGUUGUCCCUGGACAAUGA
Microdochium trichocladiopsis is the source of this 1260-nucleotide messenger RNA. Its product is annotated as mitochondrial resolvase Ydc2. The coding region runs from base 1 to 1260 and encodes 419 amino acids. Gene Ontology annotation, cellular component: mitochondrion. The record is from RefSeq and is a predicted model, not a curated record. Lineage: Eukaryota; Fungi; Ascomycota; Sordariomycetes; Xylariales; Microdochiaceae. Gene Ontology annotation, molecular function: crossed form four-way junction DNA binding; Y-form DNA binding; DNA endonuclease activity. The transcript has a single exon.